This is a messenger RNA of Vicia faba (fava bean), 1080 nucleotides long. NCBI's taxonomy places the organism in Eukaryota, Viridiplantae, Streptophyta, Magnoliopsida, Fabales, Fabaceae. The record is from the annotation of a GenBank genome assembly.
AUGAAGUCUCUUGCAACAACCUCUUUCUUAUGUGCUCUACCCCUUUCCCCAACUUCUCCUUCAAUUCCCCCACCUACUGUACAAACCCAUACCAUCUCCUCUUCAUAUUCCCUUCAUUUCACCCCAACAUCCUCUCACAUUCCGCUUCAUAUUCACACAAAACCACCGUUUCACCAUCCACCAUCGACUUUAACAACACAACAUCUCAGCUUCACUUUGCACAAUGCAAAUGGCGGUUUCAACGGCGGAUUAUCAAAGAUGAACUCCAACAGGAACGAUAACAGAGCUGUUUCUGUUAGGGCUGACGGUAAGGGUAAAGGACUUACCUAUAAAGACGCUGGUGUUGACAUUAAUGUCGAUUCUGAACUUGUAAGGAGAAUAGCUAAGAUGGCGCCUCGGAUUGGAGGCUUCGGUGGUUUAUUCCCCCUCGGUGAUUCGUAUCUCGUUGCUGGUACUGAUGGUGUGGGGACGAAGUUGAUGCUUGCUUUUGAAACCGGCAUUCAUGAUACUAUUGGGAUUGAUCUGGUUGCAAUGAGAGUCAAUGACAUUGUUACUUCGGGGGCCAAGCCUUUAUUUUUCCUUGACUAUUUUGCUACCGGCCCUACCGGCCAUCUUGAUGUGGAUGUUGCUGAACAGGUUAUAAAAGGAAUUGUCAAUGGUUGUAAGCAAUCUGAUUGUGCUCUUCUAGGUGGAGAGACUGCAGAGAUGCCUGGUCCAUAUAAAGAAGGCGAGUAUGAUCUCAGCGGCUGUGCUGUUGGCAUUGUAAAGAAGGAGAAUGUAAUCAAUGGGAAGAACAUUGCCGUUGGUGACAUUAUUAUUGGUUUGCCAUCCAGUGGAGUUUAUUCUAAUGGCUUAUCACUUGUAAGAAGAGUGCUUGCUCAAAGUGGGCUUCAAUUGAAAGAUAAACUUCCUGGCGGUGACAUCACAAUUGCUGAAGCUUUGAUGUCUCCAACUACUAUCUAUGUCAAACAGGUGCGUGACGUAAUCAGCUUGGAAAGGAAUUUCUUCUGGAAAGGUUCAUCCUUUUUCAUAGAUGUGUCUUUAUGUAUCUAUAUGUGGCAAAUAUUGCACUCAAUCUAA